CACUACCGCUUACGUCAGAUGCGUCAUUCGCCAUUUUGGUGUUGAGAGGGAAUAUUGCUGCAAUAAAUCUUUAGUUAUCGCUGCGUUGAAAGCGCGUUGUUGUGGACGGAGGAGCGGGUUUGUUUUCUGUGUUAGUGUCGCGGGAAUCAUGUCAGAGAAUCCGGACGCGGACACUCUGGACCCGGAGUCUGAAGAAGAGAAGCAGGAUUCUCCAGAGAAGGACUGUAACCCAAUCCUGUCUGAAGAGGCCAAGCUGAAGGCCAAAUACCCGAACCUGGGCCACAAACCCGGCGGCUCGGACUUCCUGAUGAAGAGACUCCAGAAAGGACAAAAGUACUUUGACUCGGGAGAUUAUAACAUGGCAAAGGCCAAGAUGAAGAGCAAGCAUGUGGUGGCGGCCGGGGCGGACAAGAACCUGGUGACAGGAGACCAUAUUCCCACACCACAGGACCUUCCUCAGAGGAAAGCCACGCCGCUCGCCAGCAAACUGGCCGGAUAGAGACACACACACACACACACACAACUCACUAACACACACACACACACUCACUAACACACACACACACACACACACACACACUCACUAACUACACACACACACACACACACACAC
This is a messenger RNA of Puntigrus tetrazona (Sumatra barb), 613 nucleotides long. It is a transcript of the gene ensaa, whose product is annotated as endosulfine alpha a. Gene Ontology annotation, molecular function: protein phosphatase inhibitor activity. Gene Ontology annotation, cellular component: cytoplasm. Bases 149 to 499 code for a protein of 116 amino acids. NCBI's taxonomy places the organism in Eukaryota, Metazoa, Chordata, Actinopteri, Cypriniformes, Cyprinidae. The record is from RefSeq and is a predicted model, not a curated record. The transcript is spliced from 3 exons.